AUGAUAAAUGAUAACAAAGCGUACGUUUUAAGAGUCAAAGCAGCAUCAAGACUCAAAAGUAUUCCACAAGAGGAGUACAAAGCUAAAUACGUCUUAGACUCAAAUACAACAAAGCAAGCACUUCAUAUUGAGUCAGAAUUCAUAAGAAACUAUAAACCUAUACUAUCUCAAGCAUCUGCUAGCAUGCGUGAAGGUAACUACGAAAAUGCAAUCCAUUUAUUCACAAACUUGCUCAAAAUUAAUCCCAACGAUUAUAACGUACUUAUUGAUAGAGCAAAAUGCUUCCAUAAAAUGAAGAAAUCUAAGCUAGCUUUGAAAGAUUUAGACACAAUAAUGAUCAAGGAGCAAAACCAUCCUCGCGCUCUCCUUGCAAAAGCAGAAAUAUUAUAUGAUACCAAUGAUUUUUCAUCGGCGUUGACAUUCUUUCAGGCCGGAUAUGAUAUCAGAAAGGAUAUGACUGCAUUUGCUGUAGGAAUUGAAAAAACUAAAAAGUCAAUGGAAACAUCGCAUUCUCAGACGUUGAUUCAGCCAGAUCGUCUUCUAGCAAAAGCUACAAAACGCCAAGAAGUACUUGGAGACUUAGAAGUUGAUUAUCAUUUCCUCAAUGAAUUCGAAACCAAUACUCCAACAAAUUCCAAUAUAAGUCAGCAAGUUCAGGAACUCUUAUCUUAUAUCGAACAACAAAAUGAGAAUUUAAUUAAUAAUUCUUAA
Trichomonas vaginalis G3 is the source of this 711-nucleotide messenger RNA. RefSeq names its product cellular component assembly. NCBI's taxonomy places the organism in Eukaryota, Parabasalia, Trichomonadida, Trichomonadidae. Gene Ontology annotation, molecular function: protein binding. The record is from RefSeq and is a predicted model, not a curated record. The coding region runs from base 1 to 711 and encodes 236 amino acids. The transcript has a single exon.